UGGAACUAAAGGCGGACGGAACCGGACACGGUCUCAUCGAGAUGUGAAGGUUCACCCCAAUCACAGGAGCCACGUGGAGCGGAGGAUAGGGAAUUCCUAGAUCCUGCUCAGAGCACUUUGUACAGAAAACUGAUGCUGGAGAAUUACAGCUGUCUUCUUUUUGUUGUGAACACCCAAAUGUCCCUCAGCCUGUGAAGGCAUCUUGUAAAUAUGGACAUUUAUAAAACAGAGUUCUACUCAGCGGUGAAGGAAAAGGAAACCAAGGAAUUUGCAGAUUCUGUCUGUGAAGCUCAGUAGAAGCAUCAGUGCUGUUUCAUUAACAGUCACAGGCAGAAGACAGUGAGGCUGGGGGUCAGCUGCCAGUGCUUCUGAAGGAAAGCUUAGUGUAGCCUCUAUUCCAAAGGAUGAAAACCGUGUUACUCCGCCUUGUUUAGGUGACAUGGAUUUUCAGUGAACUGAAUGGAAGUCUCUCAAAAGAAAGAGAAGAUUGUUUAUGUAAGAUUGCCUGGAAAGGAGACUCACAGAGGGAGGAGAGGAAUGGCUUCUUUUCAGGAUCCACUGAUGUUCAAGGACGUGUCCAUAGACUUCUCCCAGGAGGAGUGGGAAUGCCUAGACUCUGCUCAGAAGACUUUGUACAGGGAGGUGAUGUUGGAGAACUAUAGCAAUCUGUUGUCUGUAGGUCUUUCUCUGUGUAAGCCCGUUCUUGUCUCUUCUCUGGAAGAAAACAAGGAGCCCUGGAAUGUGACUAGAAGGGAGACUCAGGGAAGUCAUACGGGAGAGAAACUCCAGAAAUAUGAAGAAUGUGGCAAGUCCUUUCAUCAUGUGUCAUGUCUUACAGUACAUCAGCAAAUGCAUACUGGAGAGAAACCCUACUGAUGUGAAGAAUGUGUCAAGUCCUUUAGUAAAUGGUCACAUCUUAGAAGACAUCAGGAAAUACAUACUGGAGAGAACCCGUAUGGAUGUGACAAAUGUGGAAAGUCCUUUAGUCAAAUACCACAUCUUAGUUUGCAUCAGCGAAUACAUACUGGAGAGAAACCCUACAGAUGUGAAGAAUGUGGCAAGUCCUUUAAUUGUGUGUCACAUCUUAGAAGACAUCAGCAAACACAUACUGGAGAGAAACCCUACAGAUGUGAAGGAUGUGGCAACUCCUUUCGUUCUGUGUCACAUCUUAGAUCACAUCAGCGAAUACAUACUGGAGAGAAACCCUACAGAUGUGAAGAAUGUGGCAAGUACUUUAGUCAAAUAUCAAGUCUUAGAGUACAUCAGCGAACACAUACUGGAGAGAAACCCUUCAGAUGUGAAGAGUGUGGCAAGUCCUUUCGUGAACAGUCACAUCUUAGAUUACAUCAGCGAAUACAUACUGGAGAGAAACCCUUCAGAUGUGAAAAAUGUGGAAAGUCCUUUAAUCAAAUGUCACAGCUGAGAAUACAUCAGCAAACACAUACUGGAGAGAAACCCUACAGAUGUGAAGAAUGUGACAAGUCCUUUAGUAAACGGUCACAUCUUAGAAGACAUCAGCGAAUACAUACUGGAGAGAAACCCUACGGAUGUGAAGAAUGUGGCAAGUCCUUUAGUCAAAUAGCACAUCAUAGAUUACAUCAGCGAAUACAUACUGGAGAGAAACCUUACAGAUGUGAAGAAUGUGGAAAGUCCUUUAGUCAAAUAUCACAUCAUAGAUUACAUCAGCGAAUACAUACUGGAGAAAAACCCUACAGAUGUGAAGACUGUGGCAAGUCCUUUAGUCAAAGGUCAUGUCUUAGAUUACAUCAGCGAAUACAUACUGGAGAGAAACCCUACAGAUGUAAUGAAUGUGGCUAGUCUUUCAAUGAAUGGUCAAUUCUUAGAAGACAGCAGCAAAUAUGUACUGGAGAAAAACCCUGCAGAUGUGAAGAAUGUACCAAGGCUUUUACUCAUAUGUCAAUAUUUCAAUUAUAUCACUGAAUCCAUACUGGAGAGAAACCAUUCAAAUGUGAAAAAUGUGGCAAGUACUUUAGUCAGUGGUCAACUCUUAGAGGACAUUCUCAAAUACAUACUUGAGAGAUAACGUUACAGAUAUGAAGAAUCUGACAAGUACUUUAUUGUGAGCUCAACUUAUAAGUCACAUAAGAGAAUUCAGAUUGGAGAGAAUCCCUACAAAUGUGAAGAGUGUAAGAAGUCCUUUAGAAAUAUGCCUCAUCAUAGAGCACAUCAUGUAAUUCAUAUUUGAGAGAAACCCUACAAAAGUGAAGCUUGUGACCAGUCCUUUAGUUGUAUGUCAGAUUUAAUAUUUCAUCAGAGAAUUCAUACUGGAAAGUACCCAUUCUGGUAAGAUGAAUGUGACCAACUGAGCACUCAGUACAUAGAAGGUACCAGAGUAUUCAUACUUAAGAGAAACCUCACAAAUGAAAAUGUUUUGGGAAGUCCAUUCCUUGUAUUCCAACUCUUAGAGAAUGUCAAAGAAAUUAUAAUAAAGGGAGACACUGCAGUAUAAAGAAUGUGGCUCUUCCUUUAAUCAUGUCAAAAGGUAGCAGUUAUCAAAAACUCAUACUAAAGAGAUAGUUUACAAUUGCUCAGUAUUUGGUACAUCCUUUACCCUGGACUCAAUCCUUAGAACACAAAAUAACAUCUGCACUAAAGGGAUAUGUCUAAAAGUCUGGAAA
Messenger RNA from Nannospalax galili (Upper Galilee mountains blind mole rat), 2639 nucleotides. Its product is annotated as zinc finger protein OZF-like. The record is from RefSeq and is a predicted model, not a curated record. Gene Ontology annotation, molecular function: DNA-binding transcription factor activity, RNA polymerase II-specific; RNA polymerase II cis-regulatory region sequence-specific DNA binding. Gene Ontology annotation, biological process: regulation of transcription by RNA polymerase II. NCBI's taxonomy places the organism in Eukaryota, Metazoa, Chordata, Mammalia, Rodentia, Spalacidae. The transcript is spliced from 8 exons.